This is a messenger RNA of Penicillium chermesinum, 1917 nucleotides long. Its product is annotated as putative C6 transcription factor. NCBI's taxonomy places the organism in Eukaryota, Fungi, Ascomycota, Eurotiomycetes, Eurotiales, Aspergillaceae. Bases 1 to 1917 code for a protein of 638 amino acids. The record is from RefSeq and is a predicted model, not a curated record. The transcript has 3 exons. Gene Ontology annotation, biological process: DNA-templated transcription; positive regulation of transcription by RNA polymerase II. Gene Ontology annotation, molecular function: sequence-specific DNA binding; zinc ion binding; DNA-binding transcription factor activity, RNA polymerase II-specific.
AUGAUUUAUAAUGUAUGCAGGGCGUUGGAAGAACGAGUGGCCUUCCUCGAAGACCGACUGAGCCGUCCCGAGCCAUCCACCAACCAAUCUGCUUCUGUUCCCCAUGCUCCGGCCUCGAUCUGGUCGCAGCAGGAUGGGCAGGCAACCCCACAGCCCGCGCCAUCAGGACUCGAGACGAAUCCAGUCGGCGAGAUUGUUGGACUCCUCGCCUUGAGUUCCUCCGAGGCUCCAGCUUAUGUCGGCUCCAGCUCCGGUCUGGCCUUGGCGGCUAACCUGGGCGAAAUGGUCCAGGGGAGCGUGUGGAAUCAGUUCAUUUCUCGAAUGGGCCCAAACGCGACGCGAAACUCUACGACCUGUUACACAGCAGGGGUGGCCCCGGGGCAGCCGGGGCAGCAGCCUGGACUUGGGCUGACAAGGGAAGUUCGCGACAGCUCUAGGCCUAUUGACCCUCCGAAUGAUGAGCUCAGUACAAAGCUCAUUCAAACGUAUUUGCAAAGACUGCAUUUGCGGUACCCGUUUCUCAACCGUAAAGUCAUCUGGCAACUCCACGACAUGAGAUGGAAACUUGCGAAAAUAAAACGCGAGGAACUCACCAAGGCCGAUCGGUUCUCAAUCUUCAAGCUCAACUUGAUUUAUGCUAUUGGAACUACACUGCUUCAACUGAGUGAUAGCAAGGCGUAUGCCUAUGCACCUGCCGAGGCCCGCUCUUUAGAAAACAUAGAAGCGAUGAUUCUUCUCGUUGUGUACCAUCUGCGCACCGCUACAAGUCAUGGAAUGUGGUAUAUGAUCGGACUUGCAAUGCGUACUGCCAUCGACCUUGGGCUCCACCGGAAAGCGAACGAGAUUAACAUGGACCCUUUCUCGGCUCAAAUGCGCCGCAGGCUGUUCUGGACGGUCUAUUACCUCGAGAGAGGAGUAUCGGUGUCCCUCGGACGCCCUUUCAGCAUUUCCGAUCGCAAUAUCGAUUUGGACUUGCCAUUCGAUGUGGAUGAUGACGUCGAAGAUCCGACCACGAUCACAACAUCGCCAGUCCCAAACCAGAGCACAACACUCACAUUCGCCAUCUAUAUGUUCAAGCUUCGUCGGAUUGACUCUAGGAUUCAGCAUAAGAUUUAUCGCGCCGACCGUCCUUUGUCGUCGUUGCGCCCCAAGAUGGAUCCAUUAUACCUCGAACUCGAGCAAUGGAAAGAGUCCGCGCUGCUGCGAUUCAGCGGGUCUGAUCUGGAUUACCCUAUACUACACUAUAACAGGGCCGUCCGGCUUUUGAUCCAGCCAUUCCUGCCUCUUCUCCCCAUCUCAGACCCAUACUACCACAUCUGUGUUCGGGCAGCGGGUGAAAUCUGUCAAUCUCAUAAAAGACUACAUCAGACGCUUGAAUAUGGACACUCGUUCUUGGCAGUGCAGACGGUUUUCAUGGCUGGCAUUACUCUGCUUUACGCAUUAUGGACUCAUACCGAGCAGGUCUGGAAUGUGAGCAUGAGCAACGACAUCCGCGCCUGUUCUACCGUUUUAUUCGUCAUGGGCGAACGAGCCGCGUGGGUAAAAAAGUACCGCGACGCGUUCGAGCUCCUCGUAAACGCCGCCAUGGAGAAACUGCAAGGGAACGAAACAGCCCGUAAUGCCGGUAUGGCGGAACUGAUGACGGCCCAGCAUGGCAUUCCUGCCGGUGGACCCUCUGAUAUGGCAGGCGGAGAUAAAGGUUCACAGCCAAAUCCCACUGGACUGGCACCUGAAGAUAUCAGUGCCGCCUAUGCAACUGGCGAUGCAGAUCAUGCUGUAAGAAUGGCACUGCAGCUAGCGCCUUGGAUCGAUCAAGACGAAAGUGAUCCGCUUUGGAUGCCGGACUUCGAAACACUGGAGAACCUGUCGGGAACAUUCUGGACCCACGCGGACACGACCUUGUUCGAUACUCUAUGA